GGAAUCCUUGCCGGGGGCGGGAGGAAGGGGACUAGUUGGAGGCCUGCCCGGCUCUGCCGCUGGAGAGCGUCCGGGAAGCGCCCCCUGGCCCCGCCCCCGCGGGCCCGCCCCCUUUCUGACCUAUAAAAAGCGGGCUCAGACUGCCCUCCGCAGCUCUCCUUCAACGCUCCGAGUUUGGGCCAUCUCUUCCUGGCCACCCGCGCCGCCAUGGAUCUCACUGCCAUCUAUGAGAGCCUCCUGUCGCUGAGCCCUGACUUGUCAUCUGACCACGGAGAAACUGAGUCUUCGGGAAUCUGGAGCCUGAACUCACCUGACUCUGGCCCCUCUGGGGUCACUUCCCGCCUGCCGGGCCGCUCCACCAGCCUGGUGGAGGGCCGUAGCUGUGCCUGGGUACCCCCACCCCCUGGCUUCGCACCCCUGGCUCCCCGCCCUGGCCCCGAACUGUCGCCCUCACCCACCUCGCCGACUGGGACUCCUACCACCUCUUCUCGAUACAAGACUGAGCUCUGUCGGACAUUCUCCGAGAGUGGGCGCUGCCGCUACGGGGCGAAGUGCCAGUUUGCCCAUGGCAGGGGUGAGCUGCGCCAGGCCAGUCGCCACCCCAAGUACAAGACGGAACUCUGCCACAAGUUCUACCUCCAGGGCCGCUGCCCCUAUGGCUCACGCUGUCACUUCAUCCACAACCCCAGUGAGGACCAGGCUGUCUUUGUCCAGUCUCCACAAGUGCUACGUCAGAGCAUCAGCUUCUCCGGCCUGCCCUCAGGCCACCGAACCUCGCCACCGCCACAGGGCCUGAUGGGCCCUUCUCUGUCCUCAUGUUCCUUUUCACCCUCCAGCUCCCCACCACCACCUGCUGUUGAUUUUCUGCUUUCACCCUCUGCCUUCUCUGCUGCCCCCGGGACCCCUGUGGCCCGGAAGGAACCCGCUCCCGGCUGCUGCCCCUCUUGCCGAAGGGCCACUCCAGGCAGCGUCUGGGGGCUGGCUCGAAGCCCCUCUGCACACUCCCUGGGAUCUGAUCCUGAUGAAUACGCCAGCAGCGCCAGCAGCCUGGGGGGAUCCGACUCUCCUGUCUUCGAGACUGGGGUCUUUACGCCCCAGCCCCCUUCAGCCCCAAGGCGGCUCCCCAUCUUCAAUCGCAUCUCUGUUUCUGAGUGACAGGUGCCCACUUACAGCAGAUCAGCCGGGCCUGAAGGGGGAGACAUUUGUGGGGACCUGGGGGGACCCCCAAUCUAAUCAUAUGGCCUUCCCCCCACAUUCCAAAAUGCAUUAACCUACUCCCCUGGUGCCACACUGGGGCAGGCCCCCAGGGUGCAAGCCCUGUCAGUGUUCACGGUGGAGCGUCUUCCGAGCUUCUAAAGAUGUAGCGAGUUUGAGGGGGCUGUGAGCUCUCAACCCUGUCUCCAGGAAUCUUAAGCGCUGUGAAUAGUAGGCCCCUUCCCAGUUUUUCCUAGACCUGAGUUUCCAGUGUCUGGUGAUUGGAGCCUCCCCUGAGGGAGAAUCCUGGUGCUCAAAUUUCCCUCUACAAGCAAGUAGCCAAAGCCAUUGCCAAGUCCCAACCCCCAAACAGUGGGCCCUUUAUUUAUGACGACUUUAUUUAUUCUAAUAAGGUUUUAUAGUAUUUAUAUAUAUUAGGUCGUCUGCUUCCCCUGUAUUCUUCCUUUUUGUAAUAGAAACGAUGGUAUUAUUAUUAUUGUAAGUUACU
Molecule: messenger RNA, 1702 nt
Organism: Fukomys damarensis (Damara mole-rat)
Lineage: Eukaryota; Metazoa; Chordata; Mammalia; Rodentia; Bathyergidae
Gene: Zfp36
Product: ZFP36 ring finger protein
Exons: 2
Coding region: 208-1155 (315 amino acids)
Molecular function (GO): mRNA binding; metal ion binding
Source: RefSeq, a predicted model, not a curated record